AUGAUUCUGCCACCUGAGAUAGUAUAUGAGGUGCUGACAUUCCAGUUUUAUGACUUAAUGUCCAAUGAUCACCCCAGCAGUCCCGAGAAGUUCUAUUCAAACUUGCGAAUAUUUCUGCGGAGUAACCUAACGGUGAACAGGACUUUCUACCACAUCUGCCGAGUUUUGCUGUAUCGAUACCUCAAUUUUACCUCUGCCAGAGGUUUCCACAAACUUUUAGAAACGUUAAGAAGCAGUCCCGAGGUUUUGCGUUACAUUGAAGUUGCGGACUUUCAAGAACUAACAUCUAUUGGGCUCGGAAGAACAGGCGAAAUGAACAAAAGCAUCAAAAAUCUCACAAAUGAAACACUAUGGGAGUUUUUGGGCUACACAAGCAACAGUCUUCGGGAAUUUCUGGCUAGUGAGCAUAUCCAGGCAGAUCUUGACCAACGCAUCAUCAAUUUCCUUUUGAGGCCAGGCACAGUCCUCAGCGUUGUUGACUUUUGUGGUUGUUCUCAAGACAGCUUCACCAGGACUUUCACGGCAGCAGUAGAUCAACUGUACAGCAGUAGUGAGCCAAUUGCGUAUAAUUAUCAAAUGACAGCGCUCGGUCUCAACGACUGUACCACAAUUGAGCCCAAAACUUUAGGUCGGCUGUUGAUGACGCUUCCAGAGCUCCAGAAAUUAGACCUGACCCGCACUGCAAUAGACGAUCGUACCCUGAUUAGUGAUGUUCCACAUCUAAAGAACUUAACACAUUUGUCAUUGGCAAUGUGCUCGCAGCUUACUCCUAGGGGGGUUUUAGAAUUCUUCAGUUAUCACCCAGCAGUAACAGACAAAGACAACAUCUCGACCCUGCAGUGGCUUAAUGUUCAGGUUCAUUCCCACUCGUCCUCUUGGACAGACGUACAACUGAUGUUUUUAUUGAAAAAGCUGUGCUUCUAUGGCCAUAACAAAACCCUGCAGUAUCUAAACAUUGGCGGGAUGCCCAUGUACAUCAACGACGAUAUUACUGCUGUCAAGUCUACGCAUUACUGGCAAUGCCAGGACACUCUCCAUUUUAUCAAACUAAAUUUCCCCCAACUGAAAAGCCUGAGCAUUAGAGACAACAACGUUCCCAUUCCCAAGCUAACGCAUUUUUUGUCUCCACUUGAAAACAAAGAGAUUACAGAUCAGCAUUUGAAGUUUCUCAACAUAGUAAACAACUCCUACAUUAAUAGAUGGAGUAUUCAGGAUCCCACAAUCUUUUCUCAUUCACAGAGCUUAUGUGCCCUCGAAAUGUCGUUCGAUCCUUGGCAGCAAAUCGAGGCAUCUAACCCAAGACAUGAAAUCACUUGUAGACUAUCAAACGGAUCUUCGCUGUUCCAGGACUAUUCUUUGGCACCGCCUGUGAAAUGGAAAUGCUACAUUGGAUCUGCAUAUGGCAGAAGGCAUUGGAUUUACAAGACUGACGAUUAUCUGAACCGAGGUGACCUUGAGACAAGAGGGUUUUUGACCAGAUACGAUUCCCAAGGUAACAAGAUUAUUGAUAUUGUGUCACACCCUGAUUUUUUGAAGUUUGCACAAACGAAGAUCAUGCUUGGCUGCGGGCUUGUCGCUCAAAGUCGAGCCCGAAGAAACCUCACCUACCGAGACCACAAGCCGCCAGUUUCCCGGUUUCUGAGCAGAAAUAAGGGUCUGGCAACUAGCCCUGUAAUCGCAUCGCCCCAAGAAACUCCAGUGUCACUGCCCGGUGGGUGGAGAGUGAUUGAUAAUGAGCACAAUGAAGAAUCUGGAAACAGCACUAUGGAGGAAAGCGUAGACCCAACACCUCCAAACUCAAGGAAUGGUCUGUACUGGGAUCGCUCAAUUAUCAACCUACAGGAACAGAUGCCACCGGUCGAAACAGAUGCUGAGUAUUUUGAUACGCCGGAGUUACAGCGUCGCAGGUCGGCGCUAUGCCUGUUGAACGACCGUGCUGGGCGUGAGCAUUCACUUGACUCUCGAAAGACCGAGAUGGAUAUUGCCAGACUCUUGAGAUCGAGUAGUUCUCAAUUUUCCGAGAUUUCAUCACGCAGCGAAAUGCGUGGGUACUCGGAGACUUAUUACAUGCAUUUGGUGGUAGCUACCGAGUACAACGUAUUCGGAUGUUUGGAGCGUGGCAUGUACCGAUACUACAGUCUGAAAUCGUGA
Messenger RNA from Lachancea sp. 'fantastica', 2151 nucleotides. The record is from the annotation of a GenBank genome assembly. Lineage: Eukaryota; Fungi; Ascomycota; Saccharomycetes; Saccharomycetales; Saccharomycetaceae.